Molecule: messenger RNA, 2023 nt
Organism: Diceros bicornis minor
Lineage: Eukaryota; Metazoa; Chordata; Mammalia; Perissodactyla; Rhinocerotidae
Gene: SMIM30
Product: small integral membrane protein 30
Exons: 3
Coding region: 157-336 (59 amino acids)
Source: RefSeq, a predicted model, not a curated record
UGGCUGCUUCGUGGAAGGCGGUGUCACGUGGAACCUCUUAGCCUCAGCAUCCGGAGCUCCAGGAAGGGAGUAUUUCAAGUCAGAUAGAAUUAGACAUACAUCGUUUCUUUGAGACCUUCAGCCCUCAAGAUCCGGCCACCUCGAGAUCCUAACAUCAUGACCUCAGUUUCAACACAAGUGUUCUUAGUCCUCAUUUCACUCCUUUUGGUGCUGCCUCUGGUUGAAGCAGUAGAAACCGGAGAUGCAGUUGCUCUCUUGAUAGGUGUGGUUCUCAGUGUUACAGGCAUUUGUGCUUGUUUGGGGGUGUAUGCACGAAAGAGAAAUGGACAGAUGUGACUUUGAAGAGCCUCCUGAGUCAAACCUUGCCCUGAAAAGCUUUGUGCUAUUGAGGUUAAAAACGGAGCUUUGGUGUCUGGAAGUUCCCAAGAAACAGUAAAUAGGGUAGUUUCACAUUCUUAGUUAACUGUUUCCCUGUAAAUGGGAACAAAUGGAUAUAUGUUAGAUGGAAAAAAAUGUUUUUUUCCCCACAACAAAUAAUGCCCCGAAAAAUGCAGUCUAUAAUUUGUAUUUGCUACUUAGAAAGAGGAUCAAAGAAGUAAGAUGGCUGAAGUUUGCUUAAGUAAUAUUUCAUAGUUUCAGAAUUCUCAGAGCACAGGAAAUAGGAAGAAGGAAUUUCUCGCCCAGAAUCGUAGGAAAUCGCCACUGUUUAGUUGUGAUCCCUGCCUUCUGCAUCGUUUUGGAGUCUUUUCUCCAUAGUUUUAUUAGAUUUUUGUUUUGUUAUCUUCCAAGUUAAUACUGUACUUAGAUAUCAACUACAGUCAAAAAUUAAAACUUUUAUUUCUUUGGGGGGGGUUAGAAAAAUGUAUUCAAUGUAUCUAACAUUGAAAUGGAGAAAAGAUUUAAUGUAAAAAAAUACUUUAUAUUGACAUUGAAAUGGGGAAGCCAUUUAAUGUUAAAAAAAAAAAAAAAAACUUUAUAUUAACUGAGUAACAUCCCCAUGGUGAGAAGUACUAUAUUAAAUAUAAACCCAUUAUGUUGUAAGUUAAUGUGUGAUGUCCAUUUUUGUUUAUUUCAAGCCAUUUUAUCUUUGUGUAGACUGUUUUAUCUUUGUGUAGUUGUAUAAGCUAAGUGGAGAAGGGCAGAAUGCCUUACCUUAACUGAUCACACUAGCUUGUAGAGACACAAUCAGUGAAAAAUGAGAAAUGGGCAGCUUCAAGAUAGGAGAGGCCCCUGGUAGAAAAUCCACAAAUAUAGAAGAAAAAUGUAAUGGCCUGUACUGAUUUAUACAGCAGCCAGAUGAGACAUACCCUCUCUGACCUUGCUACUUCAAAUGCCCUCAAACCAGCAGUACCACCUGGGAACUUGUUAGAAAUGCAGGAUCUCAGGCCCUAUCCAGACCAGUUGGAUCAGAAUCUGCAUUUGUUUCAAGAGCCCAGUGUCAUUUGUAUACACAUUCAAGUUUAAGAAGACUACUGGAACUUGUUUGAGCCCAAGAAUCACCUGGAGCACUUGAUAAAACUUGUACAUUCCCAGGUGUCUGUCCUGGUUGUGUUGUAAUUGUAGGUUGGGGCCUGGAAUUCUGUGUUUAACAAGGGCCCCCAGUGAUUUGGUUCUAUAGAUGCAGCCAGCAUAGAAUAGUCUGAGUAAGUCAAACUACUUUAGGGUCUUAUUGGAAGCAGAUAGUCAAGUUUUUUUCCUAAAAAUAAUGCAUUAUCCGAUCUCUAGCUCUUCGGAUGACAUUGGGAGCCUUAAUUUUGAUUUUGGUCAGCAAACAGGCAGGAGCAACCUAAAAUCCUGUUUACAGUGCGUUUCCCCAGAUGUGAGCUGCCCUGGCUUGCAUGAGCCAUGUGGCGGAGGGUACAGGGAGUGAGGGACAGCCACGCUAUCAAGACGUUAGAGAAACUGAAUGCAUCUGAUUUUGUCAUCGCUGUUUUGUUUUUUAACCAGAGAAAGCACUGACACGUUUUGUUCGGAUAAAUUGAUAGACGUGUGAGUAGUAGAACGUGAUUUUACAUGCCUUUUU